Bathycoccus prasinos is the source of this 783-nucleotide messenger RNA. RefSeq lists its product with no specific name. Gene Ontology annotation, biological process: RNA polymerase II preinitiation complex assembly; DNA-templated transcription initiation. NCBI's taxonomy places the organism in Eukaryota, Viridiplantae, Chlorophyta, Mamiellophyceae, Mamiellales, Bathycoccaceae. The transcript has a single exon. Gene Ontology annotation, molecular function: RNA polymerase II general transcription initiation factor activity; transcription coactivator activity; protein heterodimerization activity. Gene Ontology annotation, cellular component: transcription factor TFIID complex; SAGA complex. The coding region runs from base 1 to 783 and encodes 260 amino acids. The record is from RefSeq and is a predicted model, not a curated record.
AUGGACGUCAAAAAGAAACGACCUCGACGCGAAAAAAUGGCAACGACGAAACCGAGAGACGCGAUCGUCGUCGAACACAUCCUGAACCAAAUGGGCGCAGAACACUUCGAACCUCGCGUGGUCAAUCAAGGAUUGGAAUUCAUAUACAGAUACGUCGGCGACGUUCUGGAAGAAGCGAAGGUAUACCAGAGACACAGGAUUGGGUACGAUGUCGCGAACAACGAAGGAGUGGAAUCUCUCGUCGAUGGAGGCGAUGGUGGUGAGGCGAUGAUGAUGAACUUGGAAGAGAUGAAGAAAAACUCAGUCUCGGUGAAAGACGUGCGCUUGGCGUCUCGGGUGAUACUCGCGCGGGAAUUCGCGGCGAACGACGCCAUGGAAUCCGCGGAGAGUUUACAAAAAGCGUGCGUGAAACUAAACGAGAAACCGAUGCCGAAAUUGUUGGAACGGCCAGGGAUUCGCGUCCCGCAAGACGAUAAUUUAUUAAACGAGAACUACGAGAUCGGGCCUCGACGAGGGAAGGAAGGCGAAGCGCAGAUGCGCGAAGCGCGAGAGAGAGAUCGGAAACGAAGAGAACAAGAAGAAAAAGAAAGGAUGGAAAUGCUGACGCAGUUGCAAGGCGGGAUUGCGCCUUCGACGGAAUUAACCGGCGGCGACGCCCACGUGGGCGUCCAGUUUAACGUCAAAGCGACGAAAGCGAUCGAGGUGACCACGGAAAAGGUGAAGAAGUUGGACGCGAAAACCAAAGAAGCGUUUUUCGAGCCCGAGGAGGACGAUUACGAUUAG